CGAACGUGAUAGUUUGUUUACGUUCGGUGUAGCACCGCGAGGUUCUGGCAGUUGGUCCUGAGUUCAUCGCUCGUGCAGUGCCGCUAGGAAGAGUGCAGUGCCAGGAGGACGAGUGCAGUGCCAGGAGGACGAGUGCAGUGCCAGGAGGACGAGUGCAGUGCCAGGAGGACGAGUGCAGUGCCAGGAGGACGAGUGCAGUGCCAGGAGGACGAGUGCAGUGCCAGGAGGACGAGUGCAGUGCCAGGAGGACGAGUGCAGUACCAGGAGGACGAGUGCAGUGCCAGGAACAACCCUCGGGCAAGAACAAGAAUGUCGUGAAGAACAAGAAGCGGUCCAGUUUACCUUCAUGUAAUCCUUUGGUAUAGUUGGACAAGAAGAACCUUUAACCGGAUCAUCAGGAUGGGUGGUGGAGAUCUUAAUUUGAAGAAAUCAUGGCACCCCCAUACCAUGAAGAACCAGGAGAGGGUGUGGAAGGCAGAACAACAGAAAGCUGAAGAAGACCGUAAGGUGGCAGAACUUCAGCGAGAACUGAAGGAAGAGAGAGAGAGGGACGAGCUCAGAAAAACUGCAGAAGAUUCAGGAGCAGUUGAGAAAAAAGGAGAUGACAAGCUUGACUGGAUGUAUAAGGGUCCAGGAGGUCAUGUUAGUCGGGAAGAAUACUUACUAGGGCGUAAGAUUGACAAAGCCUUCGAACAGCUGGAUAAAUCCGAGUCUACCGCUGUUAACCCAUUAGAGGGCGAGGAGCCUCCACCCCAGCACAGCAGAGCACCAUACACCAUCGAACAUGAAAUCAAUCCCGAGUCUGUGAUCCAUCGUGAACCCAGCAGUGUCCAAGUUGACAUGCGACGGAAACUAAUGGAAGAUCCGCUUCUGCUCAUUCGUCAGAGGGAAGAAGAAACAAAACGACAAAUCACAAGCAAUCCUGUCAAGAUGAAACAGUUACAGCAAUUGAUAUCAACAAUUAGGUCAAAGAAAAAGAAAAAGAAAAGAUCAAGAAGCCGCAGCAGCAGCAGCAGCAGCUCUUCUGACUCGUCAGAUUCAUCUGAUGUCAGUUCUGAUUAUAAAUCAGAAAAGGAUAAAAGGGGAACAAAAAAGAAGACGAAAAAGAAGAAGAAGAUAGGACACAAAAGAAGGCACUCGGUAACAAGCAGUGAUUCCUCGGACGUCGACUCCACCUCCAGUUCUGAGGAAGAAAAGAAAAAAAGGAAGGUUAAAGCUAAGAAGGAAAAGAAGGCAAAGAAAAAUAAAAAACACGAUGUCAAAGAAAAGAAGAAGAAAAGCUCCAAGAAGACCAAGAAGAAAAAGAAGAAGAAAGAAGACAGUGAUGAUGACAGUGAUGAUAAGUUAAGCCCCAACAGAGAUAAGAAGCACCGACACAUGGAAGAGAAAAGGUGGGGAGAUAGGAGCAUAUCCAGACGUGAUAGAGAUGAAGCGAAAACAAAAGAUAGAGACAUGAAUCGCUCUCAAAAUAAAGAGUCACAGAGACAUAGGGCGAGAGAGAGUAGUAGGGACAAUGAAGGAAGGAGAGGGCAGGAUCAUAGAAGAGAGAGAAGCAGGGAUUAUAGAAGGGAAGGGAGUGCAGAGAGAGAAAGAUCAAGGGAAAAGAAAAUGGAAAAAAGAAAGGAAAGAGAUAAAAGUAAUGAUAGAGAGAGAAAGAGAAGGCAUAGUUCACCCAGACACCCUGGAAAUAAACGUGUAAGUAGAAGCAGGAGUAGGGAAAGAAGCAAAAGUAACGCAAGUAAAGCAAGAACAAGUAAACAAAGAUUAACGGAGGAGGAAAUGGAGAUAAAGAGGCAAGAGAUGAUGGAGGCGGCAAAGAAACGAGACGAGGAAAGGAAACAGAAUGUUCUGCGGUACGAAGAAGCAAGAAAGAAGGAAGAAAACAUGGAAGAAUCAGUGGAAAAGUUCAUGAGUUGCAGCUCUACGCCGUUACCUGCACGCCUCGACUUCUGUGGUUGUGGACGCGUUUUGGAUUAUCAGUUAUCUCAUCUUCGUGUUGAGGCAUGUGGGGUGGCCGCCUCCUUGGUACGUCCCUAUUUUACUCAUCUUUGGGACUCAACUGUUAAGUGCUUCUGGAGGGACCAUUGAGAACAGAGUCAAGUCUCGCGUUAGCUCGGUGCAGCGAGGAGGAGCGCACAUGGAGUCCAAUUUUGCUAGAAAGUAAAUGAUAAAUUUACAAAGCAUAUUGUGAAGGCAAUUAAAAAGAUUAUGAAAAAAUGUUAAUGUAUGGUGUAUAUUAUUUAUUCUUGUACAGUGUUGCCAGAGGAGUGACCACAAGCAGCUCACCACCCACUGUUGCCACAUAAUGCUUGCAUAUUAUUAUUUUACUAACCAAGCCAUUGAGAAUUAUAUAUAUAAUAAGUGUAUUUUUGGAGAUAAUUUUCCAGGUAGUCAUAUGACUCAAGUGUUUGAUAUUGAUUGUGUACAUCAUCUUCAGAUUUGAUCAUCUGCAAGUAAAACAAAUUUACAUUAUUUGUCUUCACAUAUGCAACAAUUUUUAUCAUUUUAACCUUAACAUUUCAUGUGUUUAUUUUAUUACAUUUUUAUUUAGCAUUGUGAUGUAAUGACAGAAAAGAGACUGUUGACAUAGCUAAUGUUGGUAGCAAUAACGUUUAAAUUCUGGCGUUUAAAAAGCUGUUUAGUCUUACAAAGAAUGACUUCUUAACAACUCUUUCCUGUGCUUUAUUAAUUUAUAUUUACCUGCAGUAGUAUCGGGCAUUCAAGCACAGGUGUUGAGGGGUCAGCAUCAUAUUAGGUUUAUUUUCUGAAGGAAAGAUUGUCAUGAAGAGUAAACUGUCCAAGACUAAGUUAACCUGAUACACUAUGGUGUUCGAGGAAUUCUAUUUACACCCUGCUACAUGGUCUUCCCGGCUUGGUGCUUUCUUUUGAUAAAUACUUGAUUUUAUUUACACCCAUGUGAGUUAUAGAACAGACAAGUAAUUACCAAAGGAAGCCACUAAGUCUUAUGGAACAAAUAAACAAAAUGUUUAACCCUAGGCAAGUUACUACGAAUCUGUGCAACAUUGUUACGUAUAUUAACACUUAGCUGGAAGGACUCUAGUAUGGACAGUGAUAUGGCACCACAUUUGGACGUGUCGAGUGUGUGUUGAUCAUGACACACUGAACAACUAUAAUUCACUGGUGUGCUUUUUAAAGUUUACAAUAAAUGUUAUGAUGAAGAA
This is a messenger RNA of Procambarus clarkii (red swamp crayfish), 3182 nucleotides long. RefSeq names its product CWC25 spliceosome associated protein homolog (gene Cwc25). Gene Ontology annotation, cellular component: U2-type spliceosomal complex. Lineage: Eukaryota; Metazoa; Arthropoda; Malacostraca; Decapoda; Cambaridae. Gene Ontology annotation, biological process: mRNA splicing, via spliceosome. The record is from RefSeq and is a predicted model, not a curated record.